GCAACUUGCUUAUAAACUGUUUUCUCUCGGCUUUGUUCGGUAAUGCUUGGUAUUUUCUCUCUAGGCUUGGUAAGCUCCAUGACGGAGAGUGUCAGCAUCCUUCAGUUUAUGUCCUCUUCAGCCUGGCAGAGGUUGGCGCACAUAACUGGCCUUAUUGUCGCCUGCUACCACGGCUUUGUGGAUACUGUGGUGGUCUUAGCAGAGUGCCCCCACGUUGAUGUCAACUGGCAGGACAGCGAGGGGAACACGGCCCUAAUCACAGCCGCACAGGCAGGGCAUGCCACCAUCACCAACUACUUGCUGAACUAUUUUCCUGGCCUUGACCUUGAGAGGAGGAACGUGUUUGGGUUCACUGCCCUAAUGAAAGCUGCCAUGCAGGGCCGAACGGAGUGCAUCCGAGCCCUGAUGUUAGCAGGAGCAGAUGUCCAUGCCAGGGACCCCCGCCGUGGGAUGUCGCCCCAGGAGUGGGCCACUUACACCGGACGGUUGGAGGCCAUCCGCCUCAUCCAGAGGCUGCUGGAGCGACCCUGCCCGGAACAGUUUGGGGAAAAAUACAAACCAGAGCUGCCGCUGCCUCCGGAGGCCGUUCUGAAGCCCUCGGGCUCCAAAAACUGCUUGCAGAGGCUCACCGAGCUUGUGCGGUCCAUGCUGACCUCCCGCUCACGCCAGGGCCUGGAGGAUGGGGGUGUCCUGGACCACAUGGUCAGGAUGACCACGAGCCUCUACAGCCCCGCCGUGGCCAUCGUCUGCCAGACUGUGUGCCCCGAGAACCCCCCCUGUGUGGGGAAAAGGCGGCUGGCGGUGCAGGAAAUCCUGGAGGCUCGGGGGAACCGGGACACGCACGCCCAGGAGAGUGACAAGAUCGAGGGCUCUGAGCAGCCGUUCGGGACCUCCCAGGCCGUCGGGGGCUCUAGAGAGGUGGCCCCGAGAGCCAGCCUCCCGUCUCCGCAGCUGCCGGGGGCCCCGCGGAGGACCAGCCUCCUGCCCCUGCAGCUGCUGAGGAGGAGCAGCGUGCGGCCCGGCGUGGUCAUCCCCCGGGUGCGCAUCAGCAAGGCGCCCGCGCCCACCUUCCAGCCGGAGCGGGCGGCCGCCAAGGGCAGCACCAAGGACAGCACCCACCUGCAGCUCCCCAAGUGGCGGUACAAGGAGGCCAAGGAGGAAAAGAGGAAGGCGGAAGAGGCGGAGAAGCAGCGGGUGGCUGCGGCGGCGAAGAAGGAAAAGCGGGCGCCCUCCUGGAGGAAAAGGACGUGAGGGGUCAGCUGCCUGGAAGCGUGUGCGGUGGGGGAGGGGGCAGCGGGGCUCCGCGCGGAGAAGGAUGCGGGUGUGCCUCCCUCCUGCCCUCGCCCCUCCCGCAGCGCUGCACCUACCUCCCUGCACAUCCCGGGCAGACAGGCUCCCUCGAACCUGGACCCAGAAGGGCUCCCUGUUCGUUUGCUCAGGCUGCACCCUUGUGUGAAUUGGGCAGGGCACAGGUCGAUUCGCCUGAAACCAGUUCCCCUAGCGAUCAGUACACCUGGUGGGCAAAUUUGCCUCGAAGCCUACCUUUAGAACCUCACUUGAGAAAUUUAUAAGACCAGUUUAUCAAAGGGUCUGAAUAAUUUUGUAUUUUUAAUCAUGAUCAAAUUUGCAGCAAUUUACUGGUGAUGGGGCUGUUUGUAUUUAAGACGGUUUUAAUACAUUUGCCCGAAGACCCUUUGUUUAACAUACUGUUUCUGGCAAUAAUUAUUUGUGAUAUCUCUAUGAUUUCAUACAGAAUUUGUCGAAGUCUCCCCUUUCUUGCUGUUUGUCGUUCCUUCUCAUUGGACGCGCACAUGAGCAUUGUAUGUUCUUACUGAUUUGAUUCAGUGAUUCUGAAUAUUUGUUUCUAUUUGAUGGAGGCAUUUCCUUUUCCAGCAAAAUGAUGACGUGAGACAGGGGAAUCAGAUUUCCUUGUGUCUUAUUUUAAAGCUCUCUUACUUAGACGGUAAUAAUAAUGAAGAAAAACCUGUUGUCAAAGUAUGAAACCAUGCAUAGAGAAGCAUGUACUUAUUGCUGGAACUAAGUAUUUUAAGCAAGGGACUUUAGAUAAACUGGAUGCAAAGCCUUUAACAUAUUCAAAAAUAGAUAGGAGAAAAAUCUAUUAUCUAAUAAAAUGGGGGCAAAUGUAAUAAAUUUUUACUAGAAAUACAAAAUUAAUUCCUCUGCGCUCUUAGAUAAAUUGAAUUCAGAUAUCCUUAAAAUGUAAAAAAGAUGCAAAAGAAUAAGGCACCAGAGUGAUACAAACCGCUGAGAAGGGGGGUGGGCAAGAAGAACAGGGAUUAGAACUGAAUAUUAAGCAAACUUGUUUUAGGCAAAUUCUCCUGGAGUGGGUUGGAUGGCUCCCUCCUCCAGACUCAAUUCCUGGUGUGGAAUUACUUUUAUUUUUCCUUGGACUGCCCGUGAUGUUCAGUUUAUCCUCAUGCGGACUUUGUAGAAUUUCCAAGAUGCGGGGUCUUGGGCAGAGCACGUACGUGAUUUGCCCGGAGCCCUGAGCUCUCAGUGGGAGUUCUGUCCAUACUUUUUUUUAAUCUCCAAAGCACUGAGAGAGUCUACUGAAUCUCUGGCCAUCUGGGUUGCAGAGUAUCUGUCAUAUAUGCUCUCUGACAGCACUUUAUUUAAAAAUUCUCCUCCUCGGAAGCUGUAGAUUUAAAAUAGUGGAGACCGAUUUGGAAGCUCUUACAACCCUGGAUUCGCAUGUCAAAUCGUGCUCCCUGGCUGGGGUGUGAUGAGCGCCUGUCUCAUGACGUGGACAGGGAUGGCGCUGGCCUCUCCUUAGUCCCUCCCACUUGGCACCGUGAGGCAUUGAGCUAUCCGGGGUCUCACACUCACCUCUCCAGAAACCUCAAUUAACACGCAUUGCGCAGCACCAGCCUGAUGGGUAGGUGUGAUGAUAAGUCAGAUUUUAGUGAGCUCCUCCCUCUUUCCAGAAUGGCAUAGAGGUCUGGACCCGCUUUUAGCAUCACCGACACUGGGUGGCUGCAGGUCACCCUAGUGUCCAAGAGUUGGUAUUGGCCAGGUCCCCUUGGAUGAGACGAGAGCUGGUCCCCGAGGUGAAGAGAAACACCCCUAGUCUCCCUGACAGUACGACCCGGCAUCCUUUGAGAUCAUUGUCUGGUUUAUGUAUUUUCAUUGCUUUGAAUGGCUGGCUGCGUCUUCUCACUGAGGGGUCGCCCUUUGCUGCUUGCUCGCUUCCAGCGUCGGUCAGGGGCAGGGGUGAUGAUGGGCAGUCACCUCCUCCUGCUCUCCGCAUGUCCCCUCAGCUUCGUCGCCACAUUUUUUCCCUGCCUUCCACUCUGCCCGCUCUCUUCCUUGCUUGCCUCUCCUUCCUUUGCCUGUUUACUUCGGCAGCUGCGGCUAGCUGCCCUGAUCCUCCCUGGCACCAUCACCCUGAGGUCUAAAAAGGGCAGAAAAGCAAGGCGAUCAUGAGAGGCAGUGUGGUGUCCCUGCUGAAUUACGUAAUGACCUCCACCGACCCAGUGACUGAAGGACAGAUUUCCCCAGCUUCUGUGCAGAUGGUUUAGGAUUUCGGCACAGCCCCCCACACCUUUUAUUAUUAUUACUUUUUAAGAUUUAUUUAUUUAUUUUGAGAGAGAGAGAGAAGAGGAGGGACAGAGGGAGAAAAUCUUUCAAGCAGACUCCACGCUGAGCAAGGAGCCCGACGGUGGGGCUCGAUCCCACAACCCAUGAGAUCAUGACCUGAGCCGAAACCAAGUAUCGGAUGCUCAACCGACUGAGCCACCCAGCUCCCCCCUUAUGCCCAUUUAAGGGAGGGGGACCUAGUUUGCUCUCCUGACAGAUGACAGCACCACUCUGCUGUCGGAGGGAAUGGGGGAGCUGGGGUCUGCUUGCUCCCCUGAUGUUUAUUAACUGUAAAUAGUGAAUUUCAAGUUGACAGGUACCUUCUCAGGGAUUUAUAUAUAAAUGUAGUUAGAGGAAAAGAUGAAGUGUAUUUUAAUACUUUUACUAAAAUGUUUGAGUGAAUUAUGAUUACACUAGACAGAAGAAAUAUUUCCAAGACGACGUCAAUGCUGCUGUCUUCUAGGGAAAUGUCCGCCAUCUCCCUCAGUUGCGAUUUUCUAGUUAUUGGAGACCUGGGACUUUGGCAGCUGAAACGGCUCUGGGGUGGACGUGAGGUUACCUCAGCACGUCUCAGUUACCUCUUAGUUACCUCUUGUGGAUGUGGACCCUUGUAUUUAAAAAAAUUCAGCCUGUAUGUUAAGUAGUGGUGGUCAUGAUAACUGAUUUUACCUCUAGAACUGGCUCCUCCCCGUCUGCUCCCGGGUGGGCGGGGUGACAGUGACAGUUUCUCGUCCCGGCUUAUGUGACUCCAGUGUUCCGUAGUCUCCCCGCUGUGCAGGAGGGAAAAGCUGGGAGAGGUUCGUCUGGAAUGACCUCAGUGUUCAGAGCAUAAACUCUCCAUGUCUUUGGCCACCCUAGAAAAACACAGCCCAGAACAUCAUGGACCAGAACAUCGUUGACCUUCCUUCCUCUCUCCGAGGAAGGAGUAUUCCAUCACCUGGCAGGCGCCUGGCAGGACCGGGUACCUCAGCCACAUGAAGAUCAGAAAUUGCAGUUCCUUGUCUCAGCUUCAGGCCUUCCUGGGACACCAAGCUCAUUCUGCGGAGAAGGACGGAGAGAUUCGUGAUGUCAGCUGAACACAGGGCUUGUGCGUGCAGAAAGGCCGUUGCAGACUGCCUCUCCCCACUUCCUUCCAUACUUUCGGGGGUGAGCAGGUCUCUGGGGAUCCUGCAUCUGAGUGGGGGCCAGGCGGUUUUGUGUGAAACAGAAUCCCAUGAGGUGGGGCCAGCCCCCAGUCCCGAAAUGGAUGCAAAGCCUGUCAUCCUUAGGGAAGAAUCUGGGGUACCAAGUCAUGAAGAAAGGUCUCCCCGAGAAUUCAGUAAAGGAGCCAAGACUAAGAAGUGGGCCUGGUUUGUCCCUUGCAGCGUCUGGCAAGAGCCCUACCUCUCCCCCCUUGUCCCCACAACAGUCGGAGAGCAGACUGUCUUUUCCUAAUUUCCCGGAAAUUCCUCGGAGUUCCAGGCCUGAUGUAAGUCAACCGUUCCUCUUUCCCCAGGUUCACCUGGAGACCCCUGCUCGCUCAUUGCCCAUUCUCGUACCACACACCGACGCCCCAGGCUCUGGAGAUCCAUCAUCAACCAUUGUAAAGCUUCUGGUCACAGGCUUUUACGUGACGGAGUGCUCACACUUGUUCUUUUUUACAGCAUUCGGGAAAAUUCUAACAGGUACCCUGGUGUUUGCUCGGGACCCUUUCCGGCCUGUGUGGGUCUCUGGAGGCUGCACUGGCUGUGGGUUCUCCACACACCAAGUCCGCUGUGUGCGGGGCCCUCGGUUCCUGAACGAACUUGCUGUAGGGGAGGGAAGGUGGAGGGGCCAUUGCAACUGGUCCUUAGAGAACAAUGAGGUCACGUUUCUGGCAGCAACUGGAACUGGGAAGACAAUGGUCACAGUGGGGGUGCUGGUACCCACAAAGUUCUUCUAAAAGACUGCUGGCUGUGUUCCCCGUUUCACACCUUGAAGCAUUUAGAACUUGUUUCGUUCGUCUGGGUAACUCUGGAGUCAGCUGCUCAUUUCUGGGACCUUGAUGAAUUCACAUGUUUCUUCAUUAACAUGUAAAAGAAGAGGCUAAAAAAAAAAAAAUUCCUCCUGGAAGUGGUUUUUUGAAGGAAAAAACAUUUAAAAAAAAAAAAAAAAAAAAAAAAGCAAAAACACCAACCCACCACUACCUGAACUGAUUUGGCUGGUUUUCAAUGCCCAGGUUGUGCACACGAUCGCCUCACUGUGAGCCGGCCUGUGACAGGCACAGCGCCCCCUGCAGGGCUCCGAUGGCCCUUGGCUGCUGGGUGUGCCCAGGUGUGAGCGAGCACACACACGGAUGAACUGAAGGGAGACCGGGCUGUGUGGUCGCAAAGAUGACCUCUGCUCUGGCUCCCGGGGGAGGUCGGGGGUGACCUGCUUCGAUGCGUGUGUUCAGGAGGGUUGGACAGCCCAAGACUCACUGGAAGCACUUUGUCCAACGGGACACGUAACACGGCCAGCGUGUCAGAACCCAGAUCUUACCGCGAGGCAGCUAUAGGAGCUCCUCGACGAGGUCCAGUAGCCGAUCUGGGGCACCUCUCUGCCUUUGACGUUCACCCUUCACAUCGAGAGGCGGAAGCCAGAGACAACUCUGCUUGGGGAGCACCACCGGCCAUUCAGCGGCGGCCACGGGGUGGGGGCCUGAGUUUCUUGGAAUUUGGUGCCAGGUUAGCCGUAGAAUCAACAUCUUACCCUGAGGAAGCGCUAGGAUUUUCCCAAGUCUGCCCAAGGAUUAGGUAGUCUAGUGAAAGCUAACACAGUUGGGUUUUUGAGAGAAAUUUAUUCAUCCUAGUGUUACACCUUUGUCUUGUUUUAAAAGGAAAUGUAGGCGAGAAACAAAGAUGAAGCUGGUCAUUCCGGAGAGAGCAGUGACCUGUGUUGACCUGACACUUUAUACUGUUUUGGGAGUUUGCAUUGAAGCACUUUAAUGCCAGUUUUUGAGCAGAUGUUCUAGAAGCUGGUUUGGAACUGUAUGACUGGAGAACUGGAUGCGAACUAUAUAAGGGUCCUAUAAACCUUGCGAGCCUUGGGGACAUCCUGAGGAAUGGGAAUGAGAUCCCCUGCUCAGAUGAACAGAAAACGCUCUCCUUGGAAUUCUCUUCUUUCAAAUCCUUGUCCCGCCUGGCAUUUUUUGGGGGCGUCUGAGGGUGUGUAUUUUUAAUAACAAGAGGACUGAACAGACUUCAGCACGGGAAGCCAGAUUGCAAGUUAGGCCACCUCGGUAUAUAGGCUCUGUUCUCUGAACAUAAAGCUAUUUUCAUUGUUUCUGAAAAUGGAUAUUGUAAAAAUGUUGACUCUGGAUAGAACUGUGUACAUUUCAUAGGUUUUUAUUUUGACGUGAGUUUUGUUACAGUUUAUAAAAGCUAUUUUCCUAUUUAGACCUCAGGGCUCCUUCGGGACCUACAAAUACAUGUGACUCCCAGCAACUUCAAAUCCUUGCUAUCCAAAAGGUUAAUAAUACUCUUUAGGUUAAAUAGGAUACCUUAUUCAGCAGGAAGAAUGUGUCCCUCUUAACCUCUGACAAAUUCUGUAUCUCAUAUUUUAAAAGUAUAGAAGAAAAAUAAUGUAAACAUAUGGGGGAAUUGUGGCUACAGGAUUAAAAAUCACUUGUGAAAUAAACACUCUCCUGGUACAAUGGUGUGGUAUUGGAAUAAACCAAAGUGUGUAUAAAUGAGAAAAUGAGACACAUACGUCAGUAUUUUUAAUGUCCCUUACUUUGCUCGAAAUAGAUGUGCACUUUCUUCUUCUGACACACUUUUACUUUUCAACGGUAAGAUUUUUAAAUUAAUGAUUCAUCCAGGAAUAUUUUCACUUAUGUUAAAAUAAUCUUGUUGCAGUUUUCAUCUUUUCAGGGGCAUCCAGUUUUGCUUUGUCUGUAUUCUUUUUUUUUUUUUUUUAGAUUUUAUCUAUUUAUUUAACAGAGAGAGAGAGAGCACAAGCAGGAGAAGCGGCAGGCAGAGGGAGAAGCAGACUCUCAGCUGAGCAGGGGGCCUGAUGCGGGGCUCGAUCCCAGGACCCCGGGAUCAUGACCUGAGCCAAAGGCAGACCGUUGACUGACUGAGCCACACACAUCUCUCUGUGUAUUCUUUACCUAACUGGUACAAUGUAAAUGUUGUUCUGGAGUUUCUUUAUUUAAAACAUGUCCUUGAAAAGCUUAAAUCAAAGAACUCUAAAAUUAACUUCAUUUUCUUUUAAUGGCUAAAAAAGUAAUGCACACACUCAGAAAAAAUAAACCAAACUCUGUAAAAGGGUCUCAGCUGACAAGCAACUGACCCUCCCCCGGGGCAGUCCCUCCGACCAAUUAUUUAUGCAUCCUUCUAGAAAUAGGUUUUAAAUGUUUUCUUCCCUUUGUGUGUUAUACAAACGAGAUCCCGGUGUACGCACGGUUUCCAUCACUCCUGUUUUGGGGAGAGCACGUUUGGCCCCUUCGUUCAUGUGGGGUCCAUCCGGUAUUCCUCAGUAGAGAUGUGCCCUGGUUCACCGAACCAUUUCCUGGUCUCGGGUUAUUGCAGUAUUUUUGGUUCCUACCACGUAGGAGUAAUGAAGAGUCUUGACCUGCACAGGGAAUAUUUCUCUAGGAUUGACCAGGGUGAAAAAAGGCAGAUUUUAAUUUCAAUAGUCCUGCGGCGUUGUUCUUUCCACAGCCUCCUGAGUGAGUCCUCGGCCACCCACCCGUGGACAAAAGAGGCCGUGUGCCUCCCACAGCAACACCUGCUGUUCAUCUGACAGGCUGAGGGCUGCUGGGCUGGCGGGUUAAAAAGCUGUAUCUCAUUUUAAUUUUCAGUUCUCCAAUUACUGGUGCGGUAGAGCCUCUUUUUGUGUGUCUUCCGACCAUUUUUAUUUCCUGUUUGACAGAUUCCUUAUUUGUAUCUGUUUCUCAUGUGUUUUUUAUUGUACUUUUUGGUGUCAGUCUUGCCGAUUUGUAGGAUUUUGCUAUAAAUUUCAGAUCAUAGCUGUUUGACACAGAUUGUGGGGUUUUUCUCAUCACAUAUUGUCAAGGUGUCUUGUAUAAAAGUGUGAAAUUAUGAUUUAGCCAAACGUAUUUUUUUUAAUAUUUGAAUUUGUGUUUCUUUUUUUUUUUUUUUUUUAAGAUUUUUAUUAUUUAAAAAAAAAUAAUCUCUACCCCCAAUGUGGGGCUCGAACUCACGGCUCGGAGAUCAGGAGUCCCAUGCCCCACCGUGAGCCCCUAGGUUAUUUUUGAUGAGACUGAAAACAGCUCCUAUUUAUUUGGGAAAUUCCGCUUCGCCUUUAGGAAGUCUGAAGUCUGACCCAUUAACAGAUCGUCAUUCAACUCCCUGAAAAUCAUUAUUAUUAAGGAAGGACCUAAAUAGGAAGUCAAAUUUUAAAUAAAAUUUUCUAGGCCACAAUUGUGAUUGGA
This is a messenger RNA of Mirounga angustirostris (Northern elephant seal), 8992 nucleotides long. It is a transcript of the gene ANKRD33B, whose product is annotated as ankyrin repeat domain 33B. The transcript is spliced from 4 exons. The record is from RefSeq and is a predicted model, not a curated record. The coding region runs from base 43 to 1251 and encodes 402 amino acids. NCBI's taxonomy places the organism in Eukaryota, Metazoa, Chordata, Mammalia, Carnivora, Phocidae. Gene Ontology annotation, molecular function: protein binding.